GAGCAGCAAAAAAACACAAAGGCUUAUUUGAAAAAACAAAAUCCCUUCUUUUUCACACAGAGACACCUUUUACUGUGUGUUUUCGAUCGAUUUUUCGUUGAAUUUAACGAAUAAUUCGUUGAUUUCGUGUGAUUUUCGGUCGAUUUUUUUUGAAAUUUGAAUCUGAUUGAGUAAUGCUUGAGUUACGUUGAAUGAAUUUUGAAUUUUUGCGUUUUUUUUUUGUUUAAUUUGAUGGAUUUUAUGGUAUUGUUAGUGGAAUAUAAGUGAAUUUUGAAUUUUUUGGGGAUUUUUGGUGAAUUUUGAAUUUUUUUUUGUGAGUUUUUUGUGUUUUUUUUGAAUGGAGAAAAGUGAGGGAGGAGAUUUUCCGGCGAAAAAGGUGGAAUCGGAGGUGGUUAACUCUGCCGUAACGACGGCGGCGACGGCGGGAGUGGAUUUUCCGGCGAAGAAGCUGGCAAGGCAGCUGGAUUUUACGGUGUUUAGUCAAUCUCCAGCGGCGGCGGUUACGUCUGUGACAGAGCAAAAUCAGCCGGUAGUAAUGACGUCAGGUGCACAAGUUGUACCGGUGAAGCUAACGCCGGUAAUAAGGCCACAAUUACAGCUACAACCACAGCAACAACAACAGUCACAGACUCAGCCGCAACAGCAGCAGCAGCAACAUGUGUUGUUGAUGCCGAUGAAAGGAACGGCGGCUGCGGCGCCUCCUACUACUCAUCCUUCAAUUCGACCUCCGAAACCAGACUCUCCAAGAGCACGUUCAAGGCAAGGUACUAGUGAAGUAAAAGAUGGUACUCCUAAAAAGCAAAAGCAGUGUAACUGCAAGCACUCUCGAUGUUUGAAGUUGUAUUGUGAAUGCUUUGCAUCUGGAAUAUACUGUGAUGGGUGCAAUUGUAACAAUUGUCACAACAAUGUUGAAAAUGAGCCUGCUAGGCGCGAAGCAGUUGAAGCUACUUUAGAGCGUAAUCCACAUGCAUUCAGGCCUAAAAUUGCCAGCAGUCCACAUGGAGCUCGAGAUAAUAAGGAGGAAACCGGGGAUGGCUUAGUCUUGGCAAAGCAUAACAAAGGAUGCCACUGCAAGAAAUCAGGUUGCCUCAAGAAGUACUGUGAGUGCUUCCAAGCCAAUAUUCUUUGCUCUGAAAAUUGUAAAUGCAUGGACUGCAAAAAUUUUGAAGGAAGUGAAGAGAGACAGGCUCUUUUCCAUGGAGAUCAUGCAAACAAUAUGGCAUAUCUCCAACAGGCGGCAAAUGCUGCUAUCACGGGUGCCAUUGGAUCCUCUGGUUAUGGAUCUCCUCCAGUGACCAAGAAAAGAAAGGCCCAGGAACUGUUCUUUGGGUCAACACUCAAGGACCCUGUCCACAGGCAUGGACAACUCCAACAGGGGAACCAUAUUAAAUCUUCUGCCUUACCUUCAUUAUCUUCAAUUCCUGGUCCAUGUGUUUCAAAUGCUGCAACAGUGGGUCCUUCCAAGUUUACUUACAGGUCUCUAUUGGCAGACCUCAUCCAACCACAGGACUUGAAGGAGCUUUGCUCAGUUUUAGUUGUAUAUUCAGGAGAAGCAGCGAAAAUGCUGGCAGAUGAAAAGGACGCUUCACAAAAACAGGCUGAGGGUCAGACAGAAGCUUCCCUUGCUUCAUCAACGCAGGAGCGAGUACAAAACCAGAAAGAUUCAGGUACUGAUAAGGAUAUGCAUGAUUGCUGUUCAAGUGGGGACCAGGGUGAGAAAAUCAGCAUGGAAGAGUCUAGUUUGGAUGGAGCAGAUGUAUCAAAAAGAAGGCCAAUGUCGCCUGGGACGUUAGCACUAAUGUGUGAUGAAUCGGACGCCAUGUUUGCAGCUGCCGUUACUUCCCCUAAUGACCUAGCAACUCUUAGCAGUAAUACAUCUUCUCAAUUGCCCCAUGGGCAAGGCGUGACAGAGACAUACGGGGAACAGGAAAGGAUCGUGUUGACAAAAUUUCGUGAUUGUCUUAAUAGGCUUAUCACUCUAGGCGAAAUAAAAGAAACAAAAUGUUCAUCAAUGGUGCGAGGUACUGACUCGGUUGAUCAACAAGGUAUGACCGGUAAUGUUUUUACUACGGCUGAAACGAGGAAUCAACAUGAUUCCUUUAACAAUGGUGUUUCCAGGUCUUCUCUUCCUCAGUCAAGAACAACAACUCAGAUGUUCAGUGCCUUAGUAACUACUGCUAAUAAUACCGCGCUUUCUAAAGUUCAUCGUCCAGAUGAGAAUGGAGAUGUCAAGCCAAAAGUCUGAAAGAAAAAAAAAAAAAUUAUAGUUAGCUUUAGAAUAUGAGAUAUUGCCUGCUAACUGCUGCAUCUUUGUAAUAUUAGGCUAUUCAUCAUUAAAUCUUUUCUUUGAUGUAGCAGCAAAAUUGAUUGAAAGCACCAUUUGUUACAACUAACAAGCCUUGUAACUUCUAGCACAAUUUAUUUUACUGCAAUUUUAAUCAAAAUUGCAUUUUGUUCAA
This is a messenger RNA of Capsicum annuum, 2459 nucleotides long. RefSeq names its product protein tesmin/TSO1-like CXC 5. NCBI's taxonomy places the organism in Eukaryota, Viridiplantae, Streptophyta, Magnoliopsida, Solanales, Solanaceae. Gene Ontology annotation, biological process: regulation of DNA-templated transcription. The transcript has 8 exons. Gene Ontology annotation, cellular component: nucleus. The coding region runs from base 338 to 2245 and encodes 635 amino acids. The record is from RefSeq and is a predicted model, not a curated record.